Talpa occidentalis (Iberian mole) is the source of this 1486-nucleotide messenger RNA. Its product is annotated as DNA dC->dU-editing enzyme APOBEC-3G-like. Gene Ontology annotation, cellular component: P-body; nucleus; cytoplasm. The coding region runs from base 168 to 1304 and encodes 378 amino acids. The transcript has 8 exons. Gene Ontology annotation, biological process: defense response to virus; DNA cytosine deamination; cytidine to uridine editing. The record is from RefSeq and is a predicted model, not a curated record. Lineage: Eukaryota; Metazoa; Chordata; Mammalia; Eulipotyphla; Talpidae. Gene Ontology annotation, molecular function: zinc ion binding; RNA binding; cytidine deaminase activity.
CGAGGGCCCUCCCACUCCUGUGCCAGAGCGGGAAGGACACUCGGUGAAGCAUUCUGUGAGCUUCUCUCAGAUAAGGGACUCUGCUGAACCCGGGACCUCUACAGGAAAGUGGACCCAGCACUGACAAAGGGCAGGGCUGGGACGGGCCUGCCCAGACUCGCCUCCAGAUGCCCAGCAUCAGAGACCCAGCACACUUGCUAGAUCCACACAAUUUCUUCUUCCACUUUGAAAACCGACUCUAUACCAAUGGCCGAAAGCGCAUCUACAUCUGCUACGAGGUGGAGAGACAGGAUGGCGGCUCAUUUGUGUCCGUGGCCAGCGGGGUCUUAACAAACCAGUUUGAACCCGGGCCUCAAAUCCACCCAGAACUGCUCUUCCUCUCCUGGCUGGAGCAGCUCCUGUCCCCCCGGGAGCAUUACCACGUCACCUGGUUCAUGUCCUGGAGCCCCUGCGCAGGCUGCGCGCGGGCGGUGGCCGACUUCCUGCAGGAGCACCACACCGUGCAGCUGAGCGUCUUCGCCGCCCGCCUCUACUACCACUGGGAGCCCGAGUACCGGGAGGGGCUCCGCCGCCUGAGCCACCUGGGGGCCCAGGUGGACAUCAUGUCCUUCCAGCACUUCAGAUACUGCUGGGACAACUUUGUGCACAACUGGGGCAGACGCUUCAGGCCUUGGGAAAAUCUGCUGGAAAAUUAUGAGUCCCUGGUCUCAGAACUUGAGAGUUUCAGACACAGGAUGGACGAGGCCACCUUCUAUCAGACCUUCGGGAAUAUGCAUCGGCAUAAGGAGACCCACCUGUGCUACGAGCUGGAGCUCUGGGAGGGAGGCUCCUGGGUCCCACUGACCAGGAACAAGGGCUUCCUGCAGAACAAGCCCUCCAUCUGUGCAGGGGAGCCAGUCCACGCAGAAUUGUUGUUCUUAAAACGGAUCCUUUCUUGGAUGUUGGACCGGAAGAGACACUACAGGGUCACCUGCUACAUCUCCUGGAGCCCCUGUGUUAACUGUGCCUACGAGCUGGCUGCCUUCCUCCAGGAGAGGAGCCACAUGCAUCUGCGUGUCCUCGCUGCCCGCAUAUACAGUCUCCCGGGACACCAGGAUGGUCUGCGGGCCCUGCAGCAGGCUGGGGCCCACCUCGCCAUCAUGAAGGCCCAGGAUUUUCAGCACUGCUGGGAGACCUUCGUGGACCACCAGGGAAGACCCUUUGAGCACUGGGAAGAGCUGGAGGGGAGGAGCGAGUGCCUGUCCGGAGAGCUGCUGAGAAUCCUCCAGGGCAGGAGAACUGAGGCUGCACUUGGGUCCCUCUGAGGAAGGCGGCACCACUGCUGAGCAGCAGGUGACACACUGUCAAGAAAUGUGAACUGGGGCCUCCCCUGGUGGCGCAGAGGUUGAGCGCUGGGCUGUGAAGCUGUCCGCAGCCUCUGCAGCACCAGUUCGAUCCCCGGCCACCGGGUCAGGGUCCCACAUGGCGCGCAGACCUCUCCUGCCGC